CCAUGAAAUCUCUUCUUUUGCAUCAUCAUCUGUUUCAAUGUCAGGACAAAAGCAGGAUUAGACUAAGGAAGAACAGACUCAAAUCAGACGCUGCUCUAUCUUCUGCAAAUUCACCUCCUCACAGGUCCGUCCGUAUUCGUGGCCGUGAGAAUUUGCUGAAUCGGCAGAUAACGGGACUUGUUAAUUGUUUAAAGCGCUGCUUCACGAAAGUUGGGUAAUGGAUGAACAAUUUAUACUGAGAGUUCCACCUUCUAUUGCUGAGAGGAUAGAUCGCAUUUUGAGUGAGAAUGCUUCAUCUUCUGAAGAUAAGUCACUGGAUCUUUCAUUCUCGGAUGAUGGAAAAAGUGGCACAUUUGUAUUAGGCAAUGAAAGUUUUCCAGCAUCCCUCUUGGAUCUUCCUUGCGUUUUGGAGUCCUACAAAACCUAUGAUGAUAGCGUGCUUAUCAAAACAGCUGAUAUUGGUCAGAUGAUUAUGGUGCGAGAAGAGAGUGAACCUGCUCCGGAAGAUGUGGAAUUCAGGCAUGGCCUCACCCCUCCAACUAGGGACGCUCGAAGGAGAAGGUUUCGUAGGGAGCCAGAUCUUAAUCCUGAGCUGGUGCAGAGAGUUGAGAAGGAUCUUCUGAAUAUUUUGGCUGGUGGAACUGCCGAAAAUGCUGAUACUGAAGCUGCUGGACAGGAAGAAGAUGGCGAUGAAAAUGUUCGCAUUGCAAGUAAGAAGACCGUGUCCAUUCCUAAAGCAAAGCCCGGCCUUCCUGAUAAUGCAACGAGUGCGGCUGAUCCAGACAGAAGCGAUUCCGACGACUCCGAUGACUCGAUAUAAACCACCAUAGUGAACUCCGAUGUCAAUAACAUCAAACAUAAAAAAAAACAGAAUCUAUUUGGCCGGACCGAUUCUAAACCUAGUAAAAGAGGGAUGAAUGCCAAUUGGGUACUGACCCGCCACUCAAUUGGGUACCCAUCUUCAUUCUUUUGAUCUAGGGAUGCAUGAUUAAUAAUAAGAAUGUUAAAUUAAUAUAAUCAAACUAGUAAUUAAUGCUGGUGUAAAAAACCUUGUUUUGAGUGCCAUAUUUAAAGCAUUUCUAUGA
Molecule: messenger RNA, 1085 nt
Organism: Impatiens glandulifera
Lineage: Eukaryota; Viridiplantae; Streptophyta; Magnoliopsida; Ericales; Balsaminaceae
Product: transcription initiation factor TFIID subunit 7
Exons: 6
Coding region: 218-820 (200 amino acids)
Biological process (GO): transcription initiation at RNA polymerase II promoter; RNA polymerase II preinitiation complex assembly
Cellular component (GO): transcription factor TFIID complex
Molecular function (GO): RNA polymerase II general transcription initiation factor activity
Source: RefSeq, a predicted model, not a curated record